AUGCUUUUCCACAUACUGCGCUCAAUAGCGUUAGAGGAUAAUGCCUCUCUCGUUCGUCGCAAAUGGGAGUUUCACGAGGAGGUUCCUCUUUUAGGCUCCGACCGAUCGCUCUUUAUUGCUAUGGGAGUGAUUGCGCUCCUAUCCCUGGUAUCCUCUCUUUCCUUGCUUUCUUUCUUGACCUACCGAUUCAUCUACUGGCAACGCUACUAUAAACAUCCUCUCGCCAAGAAUCAAUAUGUCGUUCUCAUUUACAACCUACUUCUCGUCGACUUACAACAAGCCAUCGCUUUCAUGAUAUGUCUCUAUUGGGUGUCGCUUGGCAGUGUCCGCUCUGGCGAAGCGGCUUGUUAUCUACAAGGAUGGUGGAUUAUGACGGCUGAUCCUGGAAGUGGAUUAUUCGUUUUAGCCAUCGCUUUACACACGGGCGCAAUUGUUAUGCGUGGUCGCCAACUGAAAUUUCGUACCUUUGCUUGGUGUGUCGUCGCACUAUGGGCUUUCAUCCUAAUUCUGGGUUUCAUUCCUGUCGGCCUGUAUGGCAAGAAUGUCUUUGUGGUUUCUGAAGCCAACUGGUGUUGGCUGAGCCCCGAGUAUGAGAACGACCGUCUCUGGGGCCAUUACUUCUGGAUUUUCCUUUCCGAAUUUGGCACCGUUGUGCUCUACGCCAUUAUGUUCUUCUACCUCCGACGACGUAUGAAACAGGCGAAGGUCCUCCGCCGUGGCCAACAAGAAAGUCUGCAACGUCUCAACCGUGUCGUCAUCUAUAUGGUUGUCUAUCCGCUUGUGUAUCUUGUUCUGUCGCUCCCUCUCGCCGCCGGCCGCAUGGCCACCGCAAGAGGCGACGCGCCUAGCAAAACCUACUUCGGUGUCGCUGGCUGCUUGAUGGCUCUGUCUGGGUUCUUCGAUGUGAUGGUCUACACUUUGACCCGCCGUCAUUUGCUGCUCGACACCGAACACAGUACCACCGACCACAACUACGACGGCACUGAUUCCCAAUGGCAGACCAACAUUUCGACUGCCGGUCCUUCUAAAUCACGCAAAUUCCGCAGUAGGGGAUCUCGGCUCGGCUCUCGAUUCCAAAAGAACGGGAACCACGCCGAUGUCAAGGCAACCAGCCCGUUCGAGGACUCGACCGAGGACAUCGUCAAUAAGAACGAUAUGGAAAUGUCCAACUUCGGCGGUGUGUAUCAAGAAACGACAAUUGAAAUUUCACACGAACCUGUCUCUGCAUAUGAAUCCGAUGAACACGCCGAGCGCAGACGCGAACGCCGAUCCUCUUGA
Penicillium soppii is the source of this 1278-nucleotide messenger RNA. RefSeq names its product protein gprD (gene gprD). Gene Ontology annotation, biological process: adenylate cyclase-activating G protein-coupled receptor signaling pathway. Lineage: Eukaryota; Fungi; Ascomycota; Eurotiomycetes; Eurotiales; Aspergillaceae. The coding region runs from base 1 to 1278 and encodes 425 amino acids. The transcript is spliced from 2 exons. Gene Ontology annotation, molecular function: G protein-coupled receptor activity. The record is from RefSeq and is a predicted model, not a curated record. Gene Ontology annotation, cellular component: plasma membrane.